AUGGCCAACCCAAUGGAUAGUGACGCUGGAUCCGAACUCUUCAACAACUAUGAAGCUGAACUCAAGCUCGUCCAAGCCGAUCUGAACCAGAAACUCGACCAGCUGCCCGAACUCGCCGGAGAGGAGCGCAAGGCUGCCAUCGGCCGAGCACAACGUUCCUUGGAGGAGGCCACCGAGAUCGAAAACCUGCCCGCAAACCAAAAGACCAAGACGAACCAGCGCUUCCGCAACUACACACACGACAUCGACAUGGCCAAGCAGAAACUCAAGGGCCUGUCCAGCGACAAGUCCGCUCUCUUCGGAAGACGCUACACCGACAACCCUACCAGCGACGAUCAGCUUGAGCAAAGACAACAACUCCUGUCAGGCACCGACAGACUCGACCGUUCGAGCGGCCGCCUACGCGAAAGUCAGCGCAUUGCUCUCGAAACCGAAGACAUUGGUCGCAAUACUCUUGCCGACUUGGCCAGACAACGAGAGGUCAUUGAGCACUCUAGGGAUGUGCUCCUUGAGGGUGAGGGCUACACCGACAGGAGCAACAAGACAUUGAAGCAGAUGGCUCGUAGAAUGGCUACGAAUAAGAUAAUCACCAUCGCCAUCAUCACUGUUCUGGUUCUCCUGAUUCUUGCUGUCAUCAUCAGCAAGUUCAGAUAG
This is a messenger RNA of Aureobasidium vineae, 654 nucleotides long. The record is from the annotation of a GenBank genome assembly. Lineage: Eukaryota; Fungi; Ascomycota; Dothideomycetes; Dothideales; Saccotheciaceae.